Messenger RNA from Mercenaria mercenaria, 3398 nucleotides. Its product is annotated as sodium-dependent proline transporter-like. The transcript has 13 exons. Gene Ontology annotation, cellular component: membrane. The record is from RefSeq and is a predicted model, not a curated record. Gene Ontology annotation, biological process: sodium ion transmembrane transport. Gene Ontology annotation, molecular function: L-amino acid transmembrane transporter activity. Bases 16 to 2151 code for a protein of 711 amino acids. NCBI's taxonomy places the organism in Eukaryota, Metazoa, Mollusca, Bivalvia, Venerida, Veneridae.
UAAAUGGCUUAGAUAAUGCAUGCAUUUGAUUUAAAAUAUUGGUAUCACCCUUUAACAGAAACAGCCCACGGCAGUCAUUGGCGUAAAUAUAACCAUUUAAUACACAUCGGAUAUAUAUGUUAUACAGUACGAUUUACCAGUGAAACAUCUUUAAGAACAUCAGGUGUAGUGAGUCUGCCUCAGUUGAAGCCUAUUGAAAUCCAGACAAAUAAUUCAAACAGCAUGGAAUCUGUCGAGAAAACCGCACCACAACAAGAUCAAAGAAAACCAUACCAAUUUUCGUCAACAUUCAGCUCUUAUUUGACGCUUAUAGGAUAUGCUCUUGGAAUGGGAGAUAUUUGGCGGUUUCCAUUUAUGGCAUAUAGGAAUGGAGGAGGUGCUUUCCUUAUACCGUACGUUGUCAUGGUAAUAGUCUGCGGGAUUCCAUUGUAUUUUCUUGAAUAUUCCAUUGGGAAAUUUGCCGGUCGAGGACCAUAUAGAAUCUGGGAUAUCAGCCCUUUGUUUAGAGGUGUUGGAAUCACUGUUUCUGUAGGAUAUGGUGUCUAUAUGGUUGGUUCGAGCAUAUUCCGGUGUUGGAUUGGACAGUGUAUACUCUACGCAUUCCAGGAUCCAAUACCAUGGAGUCAUUGUGACAAUGACUGGAACACGCCUUUUUGUAAAAGUAAUCGAAAUUUGGUUUCAAGGAACAGCAACGCUUUAGUACUUGUCGAUUUACAAAAUGGCAGCGGGAAUGGCGCCAACAUGACGUCGUCUGCAUGGGCAGGCGGACCAAAAACAGAUCUUUCUGUACAUCAUAACGUAACCGGAACUGAAAUGUCUGCUGCUGAAGAGUUUUGGCAAUACAAAGUUCUACAACUCUCUUCAGGAAUAUCAGAUUUAUCUCCCGUGAUUUGGCACUAUUUCUUGCAGAUGCUCAUUCUCAGAACCAUAAUUUGUCUCAGCGGUAUUAAGAGCAUCAAAUCCAUUGAAAAGGUAAUAUACGUCACGGCGCCUGUGCCAUUUAUCAUGACGGUCGCAAUUUUCAUCAGGUCCUUGAUGCUACCCGGGGCUGCAGAUGGCAUCAAGUAUUUCUUCUACCCUUCUUUCGAGACGUUACUUAGAGCUAGGGUAUGGAUAGAGGCAGCUCUGAUGGCGUUUUAUUCUUUAAGUUUUGGAUGGGGAGGAAUAAUACUGAUGGCGUCACAUGCAGAUUUCAAAGAUAACUGUCUCAGGACAUCCAUCGUUCUCCCAGCUAUUGAUGCACUUGCAGCUAUUUUCAGUGGACUUGUUUGUUUUUCUAUACUCGGAAACAUGGCGGAUUCCUAUGACGUCGACAUAAGAGAGGUUGUUAAUGCAGGAAUGUCUACUGGAAUUGUGGCAUACAUCACAGCCUUGUCGUCUCUCCCUAUACCACAACUUUGGGCUGGAUUGUUCCUUAUCUCGAUGUAUCUCACUGGAGUGGAAUCGCAGUUAAUUCCACUCGAGAUGAUCAUGCAGUUUAUCGGUGACUUGUAUCCUCGGAUGAAGCCUGGUACCCGGCUUAUCGCUAUUUUUGUUGUCUCAUUAACGUUGUAUGUCUUGUCGUUACCUACAUGCACGGGGGGUGGCGGGUACCAGUUUCUGUGGACGGACUGGUACAGUGGUGCGUGGAUCGGACCUAUUGUUGCUGUCGUGGAGGUGGUGGUUGUCGCCUGGAUCUAUGGUCUGGAUCGACUCAAUGAAGACGUGAACAUGAUGAUAGGACGAAGAAUUCCCGCCAUUUUACGUAUUGCACUUGCCGUUGUAUCUCCAGCCGUUAUUACCGUAAUAUUCUUCACAAGUUUGGUUGAAUAUGUACCGCCUAGGUACGGCUCAUACUCCUAUCCUACAUUAGCAAGGAUCCUGGGCUGGCUGCUGGUUGCUAUAAUUAUGAUGCCUAUCGUAGGACAAGCUGUUUACAGUGUUAGGCAAGCCGAAGGACCUUUCAUUAAGAAAAUAAAAUAUCUGACUGAACCAACGGAAUCCUGGGGCCCUAAUGACGAGGAAAAAAUGGCAGAAUAUCAAGAAAAGAAAUCAAAAUACAACAGCAGAACAUUCAAAGAUUUAUUUUACUUUAACAUGUUUGGAAGUUACCCUUCAUCGUCCGCUAUGCACCGAGUGUCUACUCAGGAACUGGAGUGGUUGAAAAAAUAAUCUGUUCAUUUAAGAACAAGAGAAAUGGUUAAGGAUUCAGUGUUGUUAUAUUUUCUUGGCAUUUCGAGGGUUCAACGCAAUAAGGGCGUAUCUACAUAUAAAAAUUAUAUCCAGAUACGCCCUUAUUGCGUUGAACCCUCGAUUUGGGAUCAUGGAGUACAUUCAUUUUUACAAUAAAUGAAUUUCUCUUUGGUCGGUAACAUGGGGCGUGCGUGGAGUUGCACUUUUCAUUACAUCUCAUGAACAGACUCAGCUGCUCGAUUACGUUCAAUGCUUCCAGUGGAUCUUUUCACAGAUUUUAUUAAUUGUGGUACAGCAAUAUCAGCUUUUUAUUUAUUUUCAUUAACACACGAGCCUAAAUAAUCAUGUGUUGGUACAAGUUGCAUUUAAAUGAAAAAAGCGAAUUUUAAACUAUCUUGUGGUAUUUAAUACAGAUAUCCUCCGUAAAUGAGAAAUGUAAAUAAGAAUUAAUACAUAUUCCUGAAUGGUUUCUUAAGUAAAGCAGUUUUAAAAAAGCAUGACAACUGUCUAAUUAUUCACGUAUUCAUGCAUGCUCUGACAUAGAAGUACAUUUUAUAUAGAUAUAUUCAUACAGAUAUAAUUAUAAAAACAAGGACGCAGAUUCAAUAAGAAUAGCCACGAUAGCAGAAAGCAGGCUUCCCAAAACGAUCGACACCCUACAGUAGUGUAUGUAUGCAUAUCUAAAUGAUUACCAUUUACUUGAAAAUGCAUAUGCAAUGUAGAAAAGAUAAGAGAACAAGGAGAAAAAAAAAGAACAAGGAAACACACCGGGGCACCGCUUAAGAACGCUCUUAGUGGCAAAAUACUCUAGGGAGAUCUCGACCAUGACGAUCAUUUUGUACAACAUGAAUUAAUCUCACAAAGUGGCAAUUUAAAAACUUACAAUUUUCUUCAAUUUUGUUUGGUUUCGCAUUAUUUUUGCAAAUGAUAAAAAAGUUAACAUGUCACCUUUGUGCGACCGUAAUAAAGUGGCACAAAAAUUUGAUAUAGAAAUAAUAUCUCAUUUACAAUCUUUACGCACAGUACCUCGAUACGUUAUAAAGAAUUAAUUUUCAUAGACCUAGUAUGUUACAUAAAAAUCAUUAAUCAAUCAUUUAAUUGUCAAAAUGAAACAUUAAGUAGGGGCAGUACAGUUUCAUAUUGAAUUGCUUCCAUGGCUUAAUAGCUUAAUUAAGACAGGUUUUACUGCAUGUGAAAAAGUGUAAUUGAGUCGCACAAUGAGAAAA